Etheostoma spectabile (orangethroat darter) is the source of this 428-nucleotide messenger RNA. RefSeq names its product 1-phosphatidylinositol 4,5-bisphosphate phosphodiesterase eta-1-like. The record is from RefSeq and is a predicted model, not a curated record. Lineage: Eukaryota; Metazoa; Chordata; Actinopteri; Perciformes; Percidae. Bases 17 to 397 code for a protein of 126 amino acids. The transcript is spliced from 3 exons.
AAUUUACUUGGGGGGGAUGACUGAGGCUUCCAUCUUUGUGCAUGUGUCAGUGCAUGAUGUCUAUGGGAAGUGGAGUCCUCUAGUCCUGAACCCCAGCUUUACCAUAAUGCACUUACUAGGAUCUAACAAGGGUCAUCAGCUGCGAGAUAUCCAGGGUUUGUUUAACCGUUCUUCCAAGUCAUCUGUGGAUACAAACUCCAGUGACCUUUGGAAACGCUCCAUCAUUGAUCACCUACUGCGGCGCACAGCCAGUGCCUCAGCAAAGGGACGGAACAAGACCAAGAUGGCGCUAUCAGAGUCACUGGCUUCAAUAUCAGACCAAAAGAAUAGCAAAGGAGCAAGAGCACAGGACAUGUCAAGGAAAGAAGGAGGUGUGGAGAAGCGUUACCAGCCAUGAGGUCCCCUCACCCACAGACCUAUGUCCAUGC